Messenger RNA from Cheilinus undulatus (humphead wrasse), 5286 nucleotides. RefSeq names its product bromodomain and PHD finger containing, 3b (gene brpf3b). The record is from RefSeq and is a predicted model, not a curated record. Bases 356 to 4135 code for a protein of 1259 amino acids. Gene Ontology annotation, cellular component: MOZ/MORF histone acetyltransferase complex. The transcript has 13 exons. Gene Ontology annotation, molecular function: protein binding. Lineage: Eukaryota; Metazoa; Chordata; Actinopteri; Labriformes; Labridae. Gene Ontology annotation, biological process: regulation of transcription by RNA polymerase II.
AAUAGCUAGCCAGCUAGCCGAAGGAGGCUAAUAUCUCCUUUUUACAAAAAUGGGUCGACAAUAAGGUUUCUUGCCAGUUGUUAACUCAGACAUACCACUUGUGUUGACCAUACGCCUUUCUAUUACGUUCACGCCUCUGUUGCGCCGCGUUUCUAAGAAAUAGAAGCGUUAUUAAACAGCGAAAUAUACCGGCUGUAACAGAAAACUGGAGCAGGCUAACGGUUGCUAUUAGCUUCGAGGCUACAGCAAGUAAGGCGACUGGCUAGGCAACCAUUACUGUCGAAGAGGCUUCAGACCGCCGGCUACUUGACUUACUCAGUUGCCAUAAUAGGAGGUAAAGAGAGAUUAGUGGCCUAUGAGGAAGCCACGUCGAAAAGGCCAGGUGGCAGCAGGGGGAGGUGGAGAAGAUGUCAGGAAGUCAAAUGGGACCGUUGGUGGGCGUGGGGGUACUCGCCAGCGAUCCCCCUCCCCUUACAGCCUCAAAGCAUCUCCAAGCAGAGAAACCCUGACUUACGCCCAGGCUCAGAAGGUAGUGGAGGUGGAGCUGGAUGGCAGGCUCCACCGCAUUUCUAUUCUGGAGCCCUUGGAGGUCAUCACUGAAGAUGAAAUGAAGGCUCAGGACAUUAGUGAGUGUAAUAGCAACAAGGAGAACAGUGAGCAGCCAUCACCUCCCACUAGCAGUACCCAGACAGUCCGCAAACCAUCCACACCCCGAGGCCGCAGGAGAGAGUCCAGAUGUCCCCCCAUUAAGUCGCCACCACCUUCAAAGAACCACUGUUCCAGUUCUCAAUCCCAAACAACAGAAAAGUUGAACACAUCACAUCAUCACCACAUGAACCUUCCUGAACCUAAGUUUCAUGUGCUGGAAACCUUCACACCUGUCAAGACAGAACCUCUUCCUACUGCUUAUUAUCGUUACAUUGAGCAGCAGGCUGAGGAGCAGGAAGCUGUGGCAGAAUAUGAUAUGGAUGAAGAGGAUACCGCCUGGUUAGAAAUGGUGAAUUCUGGUCGGACAUCAGAGGGUUACACAGCUGUCUCACAGGACACCUUUGAGCUUCUGGUGGACCGACUGGAGGAGGAGGCAUACCGGGAAGCCCGAAGCCGAGCUCCUUCUCAGAGUAUGAUAGACGAUGAUGCCUUUUGCUGCGUGUGCCUGGAUGAUGAGUGCCUCAACAGCAAUGUCAUCCUUUUCUGUGACUCCUGCAACCUGGCUGUGCACCAGGAGUGUUAUGGAGUGCCCUACAUACCUGAGGGCCAGUGGCUGUGCCGCUGCUGCCUCCAGUCCCCUCAGAAACCCGUUGACUGUGUUUUAUGUCCAAACCGUGGUGGCGCCUUCAAGCAGACGAGUGAUGGCCGCUGGGCCCAUGUGGUCUGUGCUAUCUGGAUCCCUGAAGUCUGCUUUGCCAAUACAGUUUUUCUAGAACCAGUUGAAGGGGUCAAUAACAUUCCCCCAGCACGCUGGAAACUGACAUGCUACCUGUGCAAGCAGAAGGGCCGUGGGGCAUCGAUACAGUGCCACAAGGCCAACUGUUACACUGCGUUUCAUGUCACAUGUGCUCAGCGUGCUGGAUUGUUUAUGAAGAUAGACCCUGUGCGAGAAACGAACGUCAACGGGACCACAUUUUCAGUGAAGAAGACAGCUUUCUGUGAGGCCCAUUCACCACCAGGACAAGAGAGUAACUCAGAUGAGGAGAGUGAAGGAAGAGUGGUGGGCAGCAGAGGAAGGGCGAGUAGAGGAAGGAGUGCCUACACACAAGGUCCUAUAACACCCAAAAAAGGCAGAAAGUCUGAGGAUGACCCAAAGACAGAUAAAAAGAAAGGGAAAAAGGGCACAGAGUCCACAGCACAACAUACCACUUCACCACAAGUGACAGUGCCUCAGAUACCCACAAGCAGGCUGAAUACAAUAUGCAAAGGAAUCAUCCUCCAGAGGAAAAACCAGUUCAUGCAAAGGCUGCACAGCUACUGGUUACUGAAGCGUCAGUCAAGGAAUGGUGUGCCGCUGGUCCGGCGUUUGCACUCUAGCGUCCAGUCUCAAAGGAAUACUGAACAGCCUGAGCUGGAUGAGAAGGUUUCUGCUGCAAGAGAAGCACUGAGGUACUGGCAGAAGUUGCGACAUGACCUGGAGAAAGCCCGGCUUCUGGUUGAACUCAUACGUAAGAGGGAGAAACUGAAACGAGAGCAGGUCAAAGUUCAUCAAGCAGCUCUGGAGAUGCAGUUGACCCCAAUGUUGAUGCUGCUUCGCUCCACCCUGGAGCAGCUACAGGAAAAAGACACGGCUCAGAUCUUUGCAGAGCCAGUCAACGUCAAGGAGGUCCCAGACUACCUGGAGUUCAUCAGCCAGCCCAUGGACUUUUCCACUAUGCGUGCUAAGCUGGACAGUCAUGCCUACCGCUCAGUGUCUGACCUGGAGAGAGAUUUCAACCUGAUGAUUUCAAACUGCCUCCUCUACAACAGCAAGGACACAGUCUUCCACCGGGCGGCGCUGCGUCUUCGAGACUUAGGGGGGGCUAUCCUGCGUCAUGCCCAACGACAAGCUACAAACACAGGCCUGGACCUGGAUACAGGCAUGCAUCUAGCUGAGUCACCGCAGAAAAGAGACUUUUACAGCUGCACCUGGGAGGAUAUUGACAGUGUGCUGGACCCUGACAACCGGCUUCACAUGACCGUUGAGGAACAACUGAAGGAGCUUUUAGAGAAGAUGGACUAUGUCACCUCCAUGAGAUGCAGCGGUGCACGAACUAAACGCAUACGCCUGCUUCGUCGAGAGAUCAACAGCAUCCGCAGACAGGGACAAAACACCCGCCACAGCCUUCUCAAUGGACAUCUGAAAGAUGAAGACGAUGAUGACGAGGAUGAUGAUGAUGGAGAGGAAGAUGAUGACAAAGAGACCAAGGCAGACAACGGCCUGUCAUCUUCUGACAAAGAAGAUCUUAAAUCCUCAUCGCCUCCAACACUGGAACCAACAGGUCCAGCUCCGCCACCACGACAGGAGGACACACCUCUGGAGCCUCCCACCCUUAAGCCAAUCACAGGGGAGCUGCAGCCCCCCAGCUGGCCCUGCAAACGCCUAAAGCUGGACGUAGACCUCUCAGAGAGCACCACAGAGAACAAUAAUUGCACUAAAGCUCAAGAGCGGCCAGCGUCACCGCCUCCUAUUUUGCACAGCCAAGGACAGGUGGUGGCCAAUGGCCUACAAGAGCUCAGUACCCCCCCAAAGCCCACCACUGGGGGGGUUGGACGUCGGACCUCUGUUCUGUUCAAGAAGGCAAAAAAUGGAGCUAAGCUUUUUAGAGAGAGAGACAGUCCUUUGCUGAACGGAAAGGGACCCCAGAGUGACAACACAAGCAACACCCCUACAGCACCCAACUCCACAGAGAGUACCCCAUCCUCAACACCCCUGUCCACUCCAUCCAAGACCCCACAGAAAAGCCCCGGACCACCCGUUAUCACCGAACAUUGUAGCCCUAGCCGGGACACAUGCUCAGAUAAUGAGCUUGAGAAGACCCCGAAACAUGCACUGGAGAGUGGACUGACCAACGGCUUCAACAAGCACAAAGACGGCAGGUCCGACUCUGAGUACAGCCCUUGUCCAGUCCUUCAGAAAGAGAUCACCUCACCACCCAAACGAAGCCUUGGAAAACCUGCUCUAUCCAAAGUUCCUUUCCUGGACAUAGUCAACGGAGACUCCGAUUACACUGGCAAUCAUAGCCAAACAUCUGAGGACGAUAGAGAGCUGGAGCCGCUAGAACUGGUGUGGGCCAAAUGUCGGGGAUAUCCCUCCUAUCCUGCCCUGGUCAUCGACCCAGAGAUGCCUGAAGAGGGCCUGCUGCACAACGGGGUUCCUAUUCCUGUCCCACCCAAAGAAGUCCUCCUUCUGGGAGAGCAAAGGCAGGAGGAGAUGAACGAGAGGCUCUACCUGGUGCUCUUCUUUGACAACAAGCGGACAUGGCAGUGGCUGCCACGGGACAAGGUGACGCCCUUGGGUGUUGAUGACACAGCGGACAAGCUACGCAUUAUGGAGGGCCGCAAGUCCAGCAUCCGCAAGUCAGUCCAGGUGGCGUACGACCGAGCCAUGAUCCACCAGAGCAGGGUCAGCCACAACCAUGGCUUUGUGGCCUCCAACUACCUGUAGAGGGCGACAGUGAGCCCUGUGUGCACCCUCAGUCAGCCACUAUGCAUUUCUCCCUCGUCUUAAAGCAGCAGGUGUGCAGAAUCGUGCUGCCAGCUGGAUUUGUAUUCACACUGUGGUCUGAGGAGGUUUGCCAUGAGUCCAGGACUGUAGUUCUUUACCAAACCACUAGUGUGCGACGCACAGGGCCGUGCUGUCUGCCUCUGUGUUGUUUUUAAUGUGGAGCUCCUAUGAAUGAAGUCACCUUUAGGUCCCAUCUUGCUGAGGUCAGUAAGAAUAAAAUCAGGUGUCUGUGGAGGUUUCUGCUCCCUCCACUCAGAUGUGUUGAAGGUUUGUGUCUGGAUCAAAUGUAAAAGAAUUCCCCUUUAUUUUGUAUAAUGCUACUGCCAAGGAAUCAAACUGUCAGAAAAGAGAUUUGACAUAUUUAUAUGAAACGCAGAAGACGUAUGAAUGGAUCACUGCCAUCUUUUAUACAAUAGCUUUUUACAUUUUAAUCUUUUACAAAGACACUUGUAUAUUAUAAAGGCACACUUUGUGUACAUAUGUACGUGUAUUAUCAAACCCAAUUUAAUUUAAUAUUUUUGUUUUUAAAUGCGUAUUUCAAUCAACCCACACAGGGCAAAGCGAGGCUGUGUAUAUUUGUGAACAUGAAAUAAUUCCUGACUUGCUGCAACUUCUUAGCUUGUCUCAGAUGUAAUUUCAUUGUGCUGUGUGUAUGUGGGUGUGUACAUUCAGAGCAUACAACACAACGAGCCAUUGUUCUUUAUAUUUGAAUUCUCUUUUUGAUACAGAGAGAAAUAAUUUAUUUAUGGAAGACAGAAGUGUAGAAAUAAAGCUAUAUUGGUUUGAGUGGAGAAUUAAAUCUUAUUUAAAACAGAGUGAGGUUUUAAAAACAUGCAGCCAACAUUUUAACAGACGACUUCAUCGCGUUUGGUUUGAUUUUCAUGAUUUUAGUCCAAACCGACCACCAGAAUUCACUGUUGACCCCCCAGAAGAUUCUAUUUAUUGUCCAGAGCCCCGUUGUAUCAAAUGGAAAUAUACACCUUUAUAAGCUUGUACUACCUGCAUAUUUUACCUGCUCACCAAAUAUUUUGUCUGAACCAGUAUUUCCACAUUUUGGGAAAUAAAUGCUCUAUUAAAAACCUUUUGGGAUA